AUGUCCUUCAACAACGGUGCAAAUCCACAAGGAGGCUUCGGAUUCUACCAGCCAUCACCGCAGUUCCAGAUGCCACAGGGCUCAAUGAACUUCGCGCAACAACCAGCGACACAGGCGUUUUCGCAGGACCCCCUCCCCCCAGGCCUGCUGAAUGCCUUGUCAACCAAAGGGUAUCCCCACGAACUCCCCCUUCUCGAGGAGAUAGGAAUCAAUUUCAGCCAUAUUCUGACCAAGACCAAAAACGUUUUGCAGCCAUUGAGACGGUCAGACUCGCUGCCUCUGGAGAUCAUAUCUGACUGCGACCUCGCAGGGCCGCUUAUAUUCUGUCUUCUUUUUGGAACACUACUACUAGCCGCAGGAAAGGUUCAUUUCGGGUACAUCUACGGAGUCGCACUUUUUGGCACUAUUUCAUUACACACACUCCUCCGUCUCAUGGGCAAUGAGGACAACAAAGCCCAACCACAACAACUUUUCCUAAGAACAGCCUCUAUCCUAGGAUAUUGCUUCCUCCCUCUAUGCCUCUUGUCGCUGGUAGGCGUUUUCUUCCCUCUCAACAACAUGAUGGGCUACGCGCUGGCACUUAUCUUUGUGUGCUGGUGCACAUGGUCCUCCUCUGGAUUUUUCACCGCUGUACUACAACUUAAAAAUGCUAGGGUUUUGAUCGCGUACCCGCUCUCCAUCUUCUACAGUGUGUUCGCCCUCAUGGCUAUAUUUGUGUAG
Lachancea thermotolerans CBS 6340 is the source of this 720-nucleotide messenger RNA. It is a transcript of the gene YIP1, whose product is annotated as transporter YIP1. The transcript has a single exon. The record is from RefSeq and is a predicted model, not a curated record. NCBI's taxonomy places the organism in Eukaryota, Fungi, Ascomycota, Saccharomycetes, Saccharomycetales, Saccharomycetaceae. Gene Ontology annotation, cellular component: trans-Golgi network; membrane. Bases 1 to 720 code for a protein of 239 amino acids. Gene Ontology annotation, biological process: endoplasmic reticulum to Golgi vesicle-mediated transport; vesicle fusion with Golgi apparatus.